AUGCCGUCGCUUGACCUUCUCUCGCCGCCCUUUUCGAUCUGGGUUGAUGCCAUCUGCAUCAACCAAAAGGAUGACAAUGAGAAGAGCCGUCAGGUGCCGCGCAUGAUAAACGUCUACGGCGCAGCAGAGCGGGUCGUCGUCUUUUUGUAUACCAACGAGCACUGGACGUCCAGUAGUGAGCGUAUGAUGUCCUGGCAGGGGUAUAUGAUCCAGCCUAGCAACGUAUCGGACGCAAACAAGGGACUGGCUGAUUUUAUGCGGUGGUUUGGAUUUCAUCCUUGGUUCGAACGAAUCUGGACUGUACAGGAGGCGGCAUUGGCGAGAAAACCCCCCAUCCUUCUUCACACCUUGCACGGCUCAAUCGGUGCUGCAACGCUGGAAGAGAUUUACGAAUUUGCGGAAACAAGUAUGCCUCGCGGUUCAACUCCUAACUUGAAAUCUAUGAUCGACAUGAGACGAUGGGCUCAGAAUCCGAAUGACCCAGACAUUCCGAGAUUUGAUAACCCUGGUCAAAUGCUUGAGAGUGUGCUCUUUUACACCGGCGGGAGAUGGUCCUCCAUUCUCCAAGACCGUGUGUACGGAAUCUACGGCUUGCUUCAGGCCGUAAACACCAGCUUUCCCGACUUGGACCUGCCUGUUGUGGACUACAAUCGACCCGUUGGGCAGAUUUUCGCCGACAUCACAAGACUUAUCAUUGAGCACACUCAAAGAACCCGCAUCAUUACCUACGCCUGCGUCGAACGACGAUUGCCGGGGAUGCCAACCUGGAUAUCAAAUUUGCGUGUCUGUCAAUCAGGCGCGACGCAUUUUCUUCACGACAAUCCCGACGACAACCCAGAAUUAUCAGAAGACGGCCAGGCCCUGAAGAUCACAGCAGUUGUGACAGACUACUGCGAAAUUGUUCUCCCAACCGUGGACAUUUCUUUUGACCCUAGCCGGGUUGUCGAACGUAUCGAGGAUAUCGAGAAGACGUUGAUCAAACCUAUCGCCGAGCGCCGCUCGCUGGACCCAGAUGUACUGUGGCCAACAAUGCUUGGGAGUAGAGACUUCAAGGAAUUGAAACACAUCCUUCAGGAGUUUGAUCCCUCGAAAAUGCUUGAUAUUCAGCGACUACAGCGCAUCGGAUUACAUGUCAUGGGUUCGCAUUUCUUUGCUACCAAAGAUGGCUUUGUGGGAUGGUGUUCGGGCAAUACACCUUGUCAGACUGGUGACUUCAUUUGUCUGAGGAGGUCAAAUGAAACCCCGCUCCUGCUACGGGAAACCAGUGCUCCUAACACUUAUGAAGUUAUCGGGCCGCUACACACAGGGGACAAAGAGCUCAGUAACACUACCGGAAAGGUUUUCAAGCGCAUUGAACUGGUUUAG
Messenger RNA from Colletotrichum karsti, 1365 nucleotides. RefSeq names its product heterokaryon incompatibility protein. NCBI's taxonomy places the organism in Eukaryota, Fungi, Ascomycota, Sordariomycetes, Glomerellales, Glomerellaceae. The record is from RefSeq and is a predicted model, not a curated record. The coding region runs from base 1 to 1365 and encodes 454 amino acids. The transcript has a single exon.